AUGAAAUACAUUAUACUAAAACAAUUCACUAUAUUGCGCAACGCUCUUUGGGGUAAACCACCCACAGAUUCAAAAGAACGUCGAUACUUAUUCAAAUUGGAUGUGUUUGUCCUCACCUAUGUGUGCUUAUUAUACUGGGUCAACUAUCUCGAUCGAGCCAAUGUUGCCAAUGCGUACGUUUCCGGUAUGCAAGAAGACUUGGGGUUAUCCGGUAACGACUUCAAUGUAGUCAACACUAUUUUCUAUGUCGGUUACAUUGUUUCCAUGAUUCCUCAUAAUCUAAUCUUGUUGAAAAUUAGGCCGCGAUAUUGGUUAACCAUAUGCGCUGGUAUAUGGUCAAUACUUACUUUAGCUACGUACAAGGUGACGCAUUUCUAUCAACUUUGUAUUAUUAGAUUUGUGCAAGCAAUGUUUGAAAGUUGUAUAUUUGGAGGUGUACAUUUGAUUUUGGGAUCGUACUAUACAAAUGCUAGAGAUUUGAUUAUACGCACAUUUGUAUUCACUUCAAGUGGACUAGUGGGGCAGAUUUUUUCAGGGGUGAUUCAAGCUUCGGUACAUGCAAACAUGGAUGGAUGGCACGGAUUGGCUGGUUGGAGAGUAUUGUUUAUUAUGGAUUUCAUUUGCAGUUUCCCCAUAGUUAUAUUUGGCUACAUAUUCUUUCCAGAUGCUCCUGAUAUUGGUAAACCAUUUUAUUUCACCGAGGAAGAACACGCCAUAGCUUUAAAGAGGUUGGUCAAACCCAAACACUACAAGUUUGGAUGGGAUGUGAUAUUGCGAGUGUUUGGUAGGUGGCACUGGUAUUUGUUUGGUAUGUUGUGGCUUGUUGGUGCAAUCAAUGAAUCGUUUGCUACAAAUAGUGUAUUUGCGUUAUGGUUAAAGUAUUAUGAUUAUUCUGUUCUGGAUAGAAACCAUUUUCCCAUGGGAAUUUAUGCUGUGGGGGUAUUGGCAACCGCUAUUUCAGCAUAUUACAUAAGAAAUGUCGGUAAUGGUAAAUUAUACUGGCAUGUGUCCUUAGCUAUUGCAUUAGUGGUUUUAAUUUCACCAAUUAUCCAGUUAUGCCAACCAUAUGCAAAAGAGUCGGUGUUUGUUGCGCAAUACUUGAGCGGCGUAUCUUAUGCCGCACAAACUGUUUCGUUUGGCUGGGCAAAUAUAGUAUGUGCAGAUGAUUUACAAGAGCGAGCAAUUGUGAUCAGCUCGAUGAACAUGUUGGGCAACACCAUGAAUGCUUGGUGGUCGAUUGUGUUCUUUGCCGCUGAUACAGCGCCUAGGUUUCGGAAUGGUGCCAUUGCUUUAAUUAGCUCAUCGGUUGCUACUGUGUUUGUUGUGGUAGGCAUAGCGUGGUUGCAACGAAGAGACGAGAAAAGAAUUGGUGGUUUAGUGAAGCAAUCAGACUUUGAAGAAUUAGUUGAUAAUGUUGCAGAGGAGAAGGGAAAGCAGAUGCAACAACGACAACUUGAAAUAGCGUCAACUAGAGAAUUUACCGUCUAA
Lodderomyces parapsilosis is the source of this 1488-nucleotide messenger RNA. RefSeq lists its product as uncharacterized. Gene Ontology annotation, cellular component: plasma membrane. The record is from RefSeq and is a predicted model, not a curated record. Gene Ontology annotation, biological process: pantothenate import across plasma membrane. The transcript has a single exon. Bases 1 to 1488 code for a protein of 495 amino acids. Lineage: Eukaryota; Fungi; Ascomycota; Pichiomycetes; Serinales; Debaryomycetaceae. Gene Ontology annotation, molecular function: pantothenate transmembrane transporter activity.